Botrytis porri is the source of this 861-nucleotide messenger RNA. RefSeq lists its product as uncharacterized. The transcript has a single exon. NCBI's taxonomy places the organism in Eukaryota, Fungi, Ascomycota, Leotiomycetes, Helotiales, Sclerotiniaceae. The record is from RefSeq and is a predicted model, not a curated record. Bases 1 to 861 code for a protein of 286 amino acids.
AUGUCUUACAACGGAGACGAGGCCUCUGUUCCCGAUGCCUCAUCCCCUCCAACAAACGCUUUACACGAAUACUAUGGUUUUUCGAUCUACAAACACUGGUGCGACUAUAAAUAUCCUGAAGGGCCAUUAGAUGUCAUAAAUGCGCGACUGGCAGCAGCUGAUCGGGAAUUAAGAUCAGUUCACAUCAAUGCUCCUCAUUCAUCUCAAUUGUUGCAUCCAUGCCAGGACAAUCUUUCUCAUAGCGCUGCUUAUUAUCCUUCUCCUGCACCACGUCAACCAACUUCUCUCGGUCAAGCCGACUAUGACGGUAGUGAUGAUAGCGAUCAUAGUGAUGAUAGUGAUGAUUCCAUGGAUCUCGGCAGCUCAAAGGAAGUGUCGGCGCAAUCACAAGCUCCAGUUCCAGCUCCUUCCAGAAGUCAUUUUUCUACUGUAGCCAAGCGUCCAGCCGAAGGCGCCGCUCUUGUCGAUACUAAUUUCGAAGAGAAACCAGACCCCAUCCGCGCUGCCAUCAUGGCACGCUUAACCAAAGAAGCAAGAACAGAAACCCUUCCUCCUGAUGUUCCACACCGCAAACAACUUGACCUUCUGAGGGCCAUGCCUCUUCGCAGGCAGCUCUCUCUACGGAAAUCACACAAAGAGUUCUAUCGCUCGCGCCCCGACUACUGGGAUGCAACUGCCGGAUACUUAGUGGGUGAAGUAGUCCCUGAGCCUUGCAGCUACUGCAAAUCUGGUAAUGGACUGUUCUCUGAAUGUGUUGUGGUCCCACCUCAGCCUGGUAGUGUCAGACAACCAUUGGGAGGAGUUUGCAUGAGCUGUGCUUAUCAAAGCUCGGGGGGGAAGUGCUCGUUCCAUCCAAAGUAA